GAUAACGGCGAUGACCGGUCCGAGAGCAUCCUUGCCGAGAACCACGUGGACGGCACCACGGGGAUCCUGAGCGGAGCCGGCGGGAGGAAGCCCAUGAAGACGGGCAUGAAGGAGCUGGCGGUUAUGAGGGAGAAGGUGAACGAGCAGCAGCGGCAGAUGGGCAAAGUCGGCAAGCCCCAUCACAACCACGAGGACUCCAAGAAGUCGCGGCUGUCGACGGGCAGGACCCCUUGUCAGCAGGAGCUGGAUCAGGUCCUGGAACGCAUCUCUACUAUGCGGCUGCCAGAUGAGCGAGGUCCCCUGGAGCACCUCUACUCCCUCCACAUCCCCAACUGCGACAAGCAUGGCUUGUACAAUCUCAAACAGUGCAAGAUGUCGGUGAACGGGCAGCGCGGCGAGUGCUGGUGUGUGGACCCCAUCCACGGGAAGGUGAUCCAAGGUGCGCCCACCAUCCGUGGGGACCCCGAGUGCCACCUCUUCUACACAGCCCACGAGCAAGAGGACCGGGGAGCACAUGCCCUGCGGAGCCAGUAGACGGAUGUGAUCCUGCUCGCUGGAGGCGGCUCGCCGUGGCCCCAGUGCUGGAUUUUACAUGGGUUUCAGCGUGACUCUUUAGGCUCUGGAAGAGACUGGGGUUGGGUCCUGCGUGCUGCCCUCCCCCUGCUGCCCGGUUCCUGGGGAGGGGAGGGAUGAUGGGAGGGAAAGGG
Molecule: messenger RNA, 707 nt
Organism: Eurypyga helias (sunbittern)
Lineage: Eukaryota; Metazoa; Chordata; Aves; Eurypygiformes; Eurypygidae
Gene: IGFBP2
Product: insulin-like growth factor binding protein 2, 36kDa
Exons: 3
Coding region: 94-534 (146 amino acids)
Biological process (GO): regulation of insulin-like growth factor receptor signaling pathway
Cellular component (GO): extracellular region
Molecular function (GO): insulin-like growth factor I binding; insulin-like growth factor II binding
Source: RefSeq, a predicted model, not a curated record